Zootoca vivipara (common lizard) is the source of this 1757-nucleotide messenger RNA. Its product is annotated as EKC/KEOPS complex subunit LAGE3. Gene Ontology annotation, cellular component: EKC/KEOPS complex. Lineage: Eukaryota; Metazoa; Chordata; Lepidosauria; Squamata; Lacertidae. The record is from RefSeq and is a predicted model, not a curated record.
CGUGGGGAAGAGCGAGGGGGAGGCGGCGGCGGCGAUGGAAGGAGCGGCGGCGGCCGGAGGGAGCGCUGUGUCCCGGCCAGGCCUCGCGUUUGAGCUGAGGAUCCCUUUCCCAUCAUCAUCAUUGGCUCAGAUUGCGCUGGGCUCCCUGGCCCCUGACCCUGAGCCCCGCAAAGAAGGGAUCAGCAAGGAACUGGACGUGACGGACGACAUCUUGCAUGUUCGAUGGAGAGCAGAUGAAGCCCGGAUUCUGCGUGUGUCCAUCAGCUCCUUCCUGGAGCAUCUCUCCUUGGUGGUGGAAACUAUGGACCUGUUUGGGCCUCCUGUGGCUUGAUAGCUGGUUGCAACAGGAAGCUUCCCCAUAGUCUUGGCUGGACUCUGGACUUGCCCAUGGGCUACUGAUGUCAGAGGAGGCACUGAACAUGCCAUCCUUAGAGCCAAGAUGUUGCUUUGUGUUCAGGAGCCAGCAGGGAACUCUUUCCUCUCGGAUACUCUUGGACAUUGAUAGAUUUUGGGUCAAGGGCGUACCCGCCAUGGGGCACGUUAGGGCAGCUGCCCUACUCUAGAAGCCAGCUGCCCCCCCCAAGCUAAAAAGAAAGAAGAAAUCUCAAUGCAAAAAGCGGGGCGCGUGGCCCCAGCCAGAAAGAAACAGACCAGCCCUCCCCCCUUUCCCCUUUCCCCUUUCCAGAACCCAUCGCACUUUCUCCUCUCCCCCUCCCACUAUCGAGCUGCAAAAGCGGUGGGGUGUAAACGUAAGAGACGGAGGGAUCCUCGCUUGUUCUCCCCACCCCACCCCGACCACCCCCACCAAGAAGUCACUUCUUUGUAGUUUUCUCCCCUGCAGCAGGAGAAACAGACACUCCCCCAAUUCAAAAUACAGUCAGUCAGCAGCAGCAAACGCACACACGCGCGCGCGCACACACACACACUGCAGGCUCCUUCAACCCUUCCAAGAUCCUCCCUCCCCCCACUUUCUCCCCGGAUCGAGGCACUCACACUCACUUUUCUGGCUGGGUGCAUUGAUGUCUAUGCAGAGCAGCUGCAGGGGCAGCUCAGCCAGGGACAGUGGCUGCGGAGCCAGCCCAGGAGGCACAGUGGGGAGCCGGGUGGGAAUCAGAGGAGGAGGAGGCUGAGCCGUCUGCGCUCGGGGCAGAAACAGUGCACCCGGGGGAUGGGGCGAGCUGCCCAGAGGGGCGACCAGUGCCGUGGGCAGGGGGGCAGGAGGGGGCAAUUGCCCCCCCUAGAAGCAAAAGGCUAAGGGGCGCAGCAUGGCAGCCCCAGGCUCCGGCUCCCAGCGCAAAGCUCCAGAGGCGCGAGGGGAGCGUAAGCGGAGGAGCGCUAAGCAGGAGCGGGGAUUGUAAGUGGAGGAGGCAGCCACAGGCUUGCGUUCCCCGCGCACCUCUGGAGCUUCGCGCCGGGAAUGGGAGCUUGGGGCCGCCUCCUCGGAAGACCUGGGAGGCGCGGAAGAGGCAGCCCCAGGCUUGCGUUCCCCCCGCGCCUCUGGAGCUUCGCGCCGGGAACAAGAGCCUGGGGCUGCCUCCUCAGAAGAGCUGGGAGGACGCAGGCCAUGUAGCCCCGCCCACAUUCCCACUGUGGCCCCUCCCCUCCCACCCCUUGCCCCCGCCCCUUGCCCACCCCUAAUUUUGAUCCUGGGUACGCCCCUGUUUUGGGUGCUGAGAAGCAGGCAAGCCUGGGACUGCCUUGAUGGAAGACAAAGUACAUAGAAUCUGGUGCUCUAAUAAAUUAUCCAGUGUACUUUA